AUGACAGGAAUGGGCCUUCUGAACGAAGACAUGGCGGACGGCCGAGAUGACAGGUAUGCCGGGAUCGAGCUUGCACCAUGUGACAAUCAGGCACUGGAAACACCUGACAUUUGGAGCUUCUCUCGCGAAGGCUUCCUACUGAACCAGGGCAGCGACUGGCUCUCGGCCAACAAGUGCAUCAGCGCCCAUCCUCAUGGUGAUGAUCCAAGCGAAGUCAGCCUCGACGUCUGCGAUUUCGGCACGGAUCAACUCUGGGAAAUCUCGGACGGCAGGAUCCGCAACACGCUGGGCAGAUUCUUGGCCCUGAUCAGGGCUUGGGGUUGA
Molecule: messenger RNA, 324 nt
Organism: Symbiodinium sp. CCMP2456
Lineage: Eukaryota; Dinophyceae; Suessiales; Symbiodiniaceae
Source: the annotation of a GenBank genome assembly